GACUUGAUAAAGAGACCAACAUUCAACUACUUAGAACAGAGCUGGAAGAACAAAAGGAAGACGGAGUUGAUAAAGAAUCGAAAAUUCGCUACCUAACAACGGAGGUGGACCGUCUGGAAAAAUUAGUAGGUGAACUUAAUAAAAAAUUUUAUAAUCAAUCUCUCAGAACGGAGCAGAAAUCACAGGGAAAGCUUAUCGAGGAACGUGUCCAGGAGUCGAGUGAACGCAAUUUGGAGCCCGUCCCUCUGAAUUGUACCGAUGCCAAGUCUAGUGGGAUCAAUGAAAUACUCAUCCCCAAGUUUAGCAGUCAACCUUUUAAAGUGGCCUGCGAUGCAGAAACUCAAGGGGGAGGUUGGACAAUUAUCCUGAGGAGGAUGGAUGGAACUGUCGACUUCUAUCGAAACUGGACCGAAUACAAAGAGGGAUUUGGAGAUCUAAAUGGCGAGUUCUUCUUGGGACUCGAUAAAAUACACGCAUUGACGGAAGAAGGGAACCAGGAAUUACUUGUUGUCUUAGAGGACAACGAGGGAACGGAAGCUUUUGAGAUGUAUGACAAGUUUGCAAUCGGCGACGAGGAUCAACAAUAUAUUCUACACACCCUGGGAAAUGCGACUGGAGAUGCGGGUGAUUCACUCUCUUAUCAUCGUGGCAUGAAAUUUACCACCAAAGAUCGAGAUAAUGAUAAUUUCGAAGACAGAAACUGCGCCGUAGACUACACUGGCGCCUGGUGGUACAAUGGGUGUCACCUAAGCAACUUGGCAGGGAAGUACAAUGAUAACAUCUGGCCCAAGGGUAUCCAUUGGUAUAAUUUUAAGGGUAAAAAGAUCUCCCUCAAAAAAGCAGUCAUGAUGAUUCGCCCAACGAAGUAAAUUGUAAGACUCUACAAUGUUUGAAAUCUGCUCCAUCUGCUCAAAUGUAUAUUGCGAAAAUAUUCUAUUAAACAUGUUUGUAGAUUGUUUAAUUAUUUAUUUGGUUUUAAGUAUUUAUUUCAUGUAUGAUGAUUAAAUGAAUCGACUGCGAAGAUA
This is a messenger RNA of Drosophila innubila, 1025 nucleotides long. Its product is annotated as ficolin-2-like. The coding region runs from base 375 to 869 and encodes 164 amino acids. The record is from RefSeq and is a predicted model, not a curated record. NCBI's taxonomy places the organism in Eukaryota, Metazoa, Arthropoda, Insecta, Diptera, Drosophilidae. The transcript has 2 exons.